GUGCAUGGACAGGGAUUGCUGCUCUCCAUUCAGGAUCCCAAACUCCCAGCCUCAGGAGCAUCUUCUCUGGGAUUCCUGGAAGACCACAGAGGCUAUAGUGGGUGAAGCAACAUCUGGAGACUUCACCAAUAGAUGUGCAUCCCGUACCAAAUACAACAGAGAAAUAAGCAUCAAGCUGGACUUGUUUCACUGCAUGCGGCGGUUCACCAGGGAGUGCAUCUCAGAGCAUCAUCCACUUCACAGCUCCUUCUGCAAGUUCCUUUCGGCAGCUUUUUGUGUGGUGGACCAAACCGAUCUUCAGAGGCUGAAGGAGGCCUACACCUUCUGUGGGAUCCAGCCAGCUAACCCCACAAAGCAGCACAUCAGGGAGCACUGCCGCACCAAGAUCCCAGAACCCAGAGAGCUGCUGGUGCGGGUGGAGAGUGUUCUGAAGAGGUUCUUUUUGGAAUCGGAUCCAGAUGGCAUACCACUGUUUAAGGCAACAAUGCUGAAAGUGUGGAGGAUUCAGCGCGUUCACAUCCUCAGGGGCUGUCUGAGCGACCCGGAGGUGGGAGACGGGAUCCUCUACAGACACGGUGGCACGUUACAGCUGAACCACAUCAAGGGGGAAGCGGCAGCGGUACCGAUCUGGAUCCCGGUGCGAGGAACAUCCCAGCAGGAGGGAUUUCAUUUCCACCAGUCCAAAUGGGUGACAGGAAAUCAGGUCUCGACAGAACUUUUCCAGGCCCAAGGCAUGACUGGAGUAGCUCGGUGGAACUUCCAGCGCCUUGUGAGCCUGAAGCAACCUGGUCUGAAGCUUCCUUCAGUUUUUAAUCCAGCUCUGAUUGUACAGCUGAACAAACUGUCAAAGGAAGUGACAGGACAAGCUAAGUACCCUGCCUUAGUCUUGUCACAGGCCGACACUGGGGAAAGGUUUGGACUGCAGUAUGUGGAGCCUGGCUGCCGUCCGGUUCCUCUUCACUGGGACAAACACAAGUCUCAGAGAGACCCGGUUGUUGAGGAAGAAGAGCGUUUGUCUCCAGAACCACCUCCUUCCAAUGAAACAGUCAUCGACCUGCCUGAAGAACAUGGAGAAGAACACUCUGCUCAUGAUAAUGUCUUAGGUGUGGUUGCUGAUGACUCACUAGCAAUGACCCAAGCCCCUGAAGUGAAAGAUGUCUCAACGACACCACCACCACUGCCUUUUGCUGCCUCUCCACGCGCAGCUCGCACUGGUCCUAUCAAAGCAGGGGGUCUGCUUUUUGUCCUGGACCAUUCUCGUUGGACAAAUCCAAUGAGAGAUGCCAUUGAUGUCCUUCUGGCAAAGCACCAUGGACAAAAGGACUUUCUGAGCAAGGUAGACGCAGAGUAUGCCGCCCUUGUUCAAACUGCCUCCAGGAAUCCCAACAGCCUCCUCCACCCCACCACUAAACAGCACAUCUCCCGCUACGUGAAGCACAUGGCGAAGAUGAUUAACAGAAGUUCGUCUAUGAACACUAGUCCCGAAAAACUUUUGGAAACCCAGCAGCUGUGGCAUAAACUCACUGAAGGCAGUGAAACUGUCACUGUGCCAGUUGUGACUCUCCCUCCUGCUCCAGUGAACCCCCCCAGCUCUAAACCAGAUGAAGCUCCUUUAACGAAGACUGACGUUGAAAAAAUGGUGAAGGAGAUUGUAGGUCUGCAGCAACAACAGCAGAAACCUGAAAAAAAAAUGACAAGGAACUGUCUUGCUUGUGGGCAGCCAAAGUCUCGUUACCUUGGUGAUGGAUCUUCUGUUCAUUUCUUUUAUCAGUCUGGGGAUGUGAGAUACUUCUACUGCUCCAAAAAAGUACUCCAGAUCUAUGCAGCAGAAGGCCUUACAAACCCCAGGAUGCCAUUUGCAGACUUUGCUGCCACGCCAUUUUUUGAGAGAGAGUUAAAGGCUGCAAAGCAGAGGUCUGCACAAUGCAGAAAGGUUUUGGAGGACCGACAGAAAAGAAAGGCAAGGGAGCAGCAUCCCAGUGGGCGUCUGUGCAGGUUCUGCCACAAACCACUGAAACAAGGUCCAGAGAGUCCACACAUACACACCGGGUUCCCUGGUGUUGUGGGGAAGUAUGUUUACUGUCCUGCCAGAGUCUUGUCCCUCCACCGGGCAAAUGGGAUGACUCAAGAAAUGACCUGGGAGGAGUUCUCUCAGUCUCCUUUUUAUGAGGCUGAAAAGAUGAGGUGGGCUGCUGGCCGGCAAGCAGAAGAGGGAAAGAGAUAGCUUUUAUGUCUGUUCUAUUUGUUAUCAAAAGAUGUUGCUGUUUUGACCACUUUUGUCUCAUUUUACCUCAGCUUGUCAUAUUGGAUGAGAAAUAAGUGUAAAACGUCAAAAUCUCUGCUAAACCUGUCUAUAUGUUUGCCUGUAUUAAGUUCUCUUCUGAUAACACACUGAUUAUGAUAGAACUCGUGGUGUUAUCUAUCAAUGUGAAAAUAUUUGUAAUUUAGUUUGUGAAAUCUAUUUUGUGAAUACAAUUUUCUUACAUAUUUAUUAUUAGUGUUUAGUUUUGAUAGAAAAAGCAAACAUAUUUACUACUUCCUCAAUUCAUUUUACACCUUUAAAAUACUUGUAUUAAAGUUUUGCCUGUUUAAACCCUUCUGCCCUUCAAUUGUAAAUCCAUGGUUGAACAUUUUGGUACAUUUUGUGUUAAAUACUGUGUUUUAUUUAUUUUCAUGUUGAUUUCUUAAUAAAACAUAGUUGAAAUUGAAAUGAG
Molecule: messenger RNA, 2714 nt
Organism: Oryzias latipes (Japanese medaka)
Lineage: Eukaryota; Metazoa; Chordata; Actinopteri; Beloniformes; Adrianichthyidae
Source: RefSeq, a predicted model, not a curated record